AUGAAGGUCGAUCCAGCAUUUGUCAAACUUCUUGGCUUGAGCUCUGAUAAGACUACGGUUUCGUCUGUUGGGGGCAGCAGCUUUGCGUCCACAUCCAAGAUAGUAUCCCGGCUCGACGAUGGAUCAGAAAAGGCAUAUUUCAUGAAGACGGGAAGUGGAAAGGCGGCUGAAGUUAUGUUUGCAGGUGAAGACGCGUCUCUAAAGGCCAUCCACAAAGUGGUUCCUACGCUUUGUCCGCAGUCUUUCGGUUACGGACAGUUCGAAGCGCAACCUUCCAAAUGGUUUCUAGUGACUGAGUUCCUCCAUCUCAACUCUUCUUCGGCAUCCCGAUCGUCCAAGACGACAUCACUAGCAGCUAAGCUUGCGCAAUUGCACACGACACCCGCCCCUAUACCAGAUGGACACGACAUGCCCAUGUUUGGUUUUCCUGUCACAACAUGCUGUGGUGAGACUCCACAGGAAAACAGCUACAAAGAUAGCUGGGCAGAUUUCUAUGCCGAAAAUCGCCUCAUGUUCAUUAUCCGACAUGCAGAGCAGCGCGGCAGAAAAGACAAUGACCUGCGAAAGCUUGUCGAGCAGACUGCAGCCAGAGUCGUCCCUCGUUUGAUUGGCGACGACCACCUGAACAAUGGCCAGCGAGUAACGCCCGUGGUUGUUCACGGGGAUCUGUGGAGCGGAAACGCGAGCGUGGGCAUGAUUGGUAGCGAUAAAGGAGAGGUGGAAGACGUGAUCUAUGAUUCAUCGGCCUGCUAUGCUCACAGUGAGUUCGAGCUUGGCAUCAUGAGAAUGUUUGGCGGCUUUGGCGGCAGCUUCAUGAAGGAAUACCAUCAGUUAUGUCCUAAAACGGAGCCAGUAAGCGAGUAUGAAGAUCGUCUGCAACUGUAUGAGCUGUAUCAUCACCUCAACCACUAUGCGAUGUUUGGGGCAAGUUACCGCAGUGGGGCAGUAGGAAUCAUGAAAAGUCUUAUUGCGAAGUAUGGUGGCGAUGAUGAGUAG
Bipolaris zeicola 26-R-13 is the source of this 996-nucleotide messenger RNA. RefSeq lists its product as uncharacterized. The coding region runs from base 1 to 996 and encodes 331 amino acids. The transcript is spliced from 2 exons. The record is from RefSeq and is a predicted model, not a curated record. Lineage: Eukaryota; Fungi; Ascomycota; Dothideomycetes; Pleosporales; Pleosporaceae.